Molecule: messenger RNA, 3817 nt
Organism: Cynoglossus semilaevis (tongue sole)
Lineage: Eukaryota; Metazoa; Chordata; Actinopteri; Pleuronectiformes; Cynoglossidae
Product: chromodomain Y-like protein 2
Exons: 7
Coding region: 1994-3514 (506 amino acids)
Cellular component (GO): nucleus
Molecular function (GO): transcription corepressor activity
Source: RefSeq, a predicted model, not a curated record
AAUCUAAAUGUUUUAAAUGGUUUAUUCCAUUAGCAUCAUUAGAUUCAUUGUUUCGUUCGAAUCUAAAGCGACUGAGAAUUUUCACGUGAGCCAAAAAGGUUGUGGAUCUGACAAUAGCACACACCCAACAGAGAAGAGAGAAGUGAAAAAAAGAGCGUGCGUGUGUGGUACUCUUUGUGGAUGCCUGUCUGUGUGGCAUGAGAUACAGUAGAGCAUCCUGAUUGGCAGGUUUUCAGUGUGGCAGGGCAUUUAUCAGAUUCUUAUUUUAUCACAGUUGUUCCCAUUGUUUACGGUGGUGAUUUAAAUAUUACUCCAUGUUGGUUAAAUGGUUGUAAAGGUCAUGUUGAAUGUGUGGAUGUAUUCAGAUCUAAAUAUAUUAAAUAUUUACCUACAGAAUACCUUGGGUUUUGAUAUUGUAAUGACACUUCUUAAUUAAAAAAAAUAUACAUUUUUGUUAUUGUCCAUUAAGAGAGUGAAGUAAUAACAUGUCAACAAACCUAGUGCUAGAUUUUUUUUUGUCAAAACACCUGAUCUGUUCUUUAAAUUUAAGCAUGACUUUGAAAUAUUUCCUUUAUUUUUUUUAUUUAUAGACAUGCCAACUUAUACAUUAAGAUAAACCUCUCUUUAAACAAUAACCUCAGACUCCCUAUGGGACCCCAAGCCACAUCUUGGCAACGCAAAAAUAAUAAUAAUAACAAUAAUCAUAAUAAUCUACAAUUCCAUCACUUGAUGUUUUUUUUAAUGUUGUAAGUUAUCAAUUGAACACAGUUGAUAUACAGUGUUCUCCAGAUCCGUGUUGAGGAGUAAAGUGAACAGGUGGGGUGGGUGAUAAUAAAAAAGAAGGAUCUACUGUGUCAGAGACACCCAGCAGCGGAUCACCUCCCGUUGAGUAGUUGUAUUGCAAUAGAGCCCAGAGGAGCCGAGGCGCAUGCAGACCAUCAGACUGUGCUUUUUCAGCCGGGGACUAGUUUUCAGCCCUUCACUCGGGUCUGGGUAAACAGCACCGCCCCGAUGGUUGUUUGUUUGAAGUGUGGAACGAUCCAUCGCGCUGCGCCGGGCUCGAUUGACACUGUCUGCUGAUCUGCUGCUGCGGAUUGCUCCGAAUAACAAGGCUGCUCGCUAAUUCCCGUCUACCGCCGAAGCACCGAGAAGAGUAGGGUCGGCAAGAGAAAAAAAAGCCAACAAGGCAGGCAAGACCGCCGAGCCGCCGGAGUCCGCACCCCAGAAUGGCUUCGGGAGACCUUUACGAGGUAGGAUAAAAGCGUGUCCGAGGAAAAUGCUCUGUAAUAUUGACGAAUAAUGGAAUUAGGAAGUAAAGGGGAGGGCGUCGCGCAUGUAAAACGCGGUGUCCUGAGCCCUUUAACACGCAAAACUAACCCUGGUCGAGCUUUGCCGAGGCAACGUGGACUGACACACUUUGUGUCGCCCCCGGUGCGUACUUUGACAUCAGUGUUUGACGGCUGCGGCUGACAGAUAAGAAGUCGUUUACGGGCUGAACUCCUCACUGUGUCGCCGAGUUGGAAGUGAGUGGUGUGUGGUUAAGUGACAGCAGCGCAGAGCGGACGGACAUGGUGAAGCAGCUCAGAGUGGGGACGACGACGACGACGACGAUGAAGAUGAUGAUGAUGAGGAGGAGGAUGUCAAAAGAAAUGUACAUCAACAGUCUUCAUCAGUGUUGAUGUCUCCGCGGAGACAUCAACACUGAUGUCCGCUCAGCCACACGGAGAACUCUUUUACCGCUCCUAGAGUCCGUUAGUAAAUUAUUCAGACUCCAGAGAGAUGGGCGUAAAAGUUGCCCCGAACGGGUAACGGGAAGGUCACGUCCCCCUCGUCCUCACCUUCAUCAUCAUCAUCAUCAUCAUUACGGCCGUAAUCGUUUUUUAUCAAUAUCAUGUUUUAGAAACUAAAGACAGAACAGAGGAGGAUCUAAACAAAUGUAUGCGGUAGUAACGUAUCUACUGGUUUGAGAAAUAGGAGACAGACUGUCUCAGGAAUGUGUCACACACGUGUACAGGUGGAACGUAUUGUGGACAAGAGGCGGAACAAGAAGGGUAAGUGGGAGUACCUGAUCAGGUGGAAGGGUUAUGGGAGUAAGGAGGACACAUGGGAGCCAGAGAACCACCUACUGCACUGUGAGGAAUUCAUUGAGCAGUUCAACAGUUUGAGACUGCACACACACAAACGACCCAAAGUAUCAAAAAGCCGCGGCGAGUCCCUCCUUACGAACCACAAACCUGCAACAGAACAUGCCAAAGCUAGGUCUGAGACCCGCAAAAAGAGAAGGACUGGUGGCCCAGCGGUGGGGGUUGGUUUAGGAACUGUUCUAGGAACUGGGAGUGGCGCGUCAGGGGCCACUCAGAAGCACAGAAAGAUAGGUGUCGGACCUGGAAAACACCUUUUAGGGGACAGAAUGAGAAAAUCCAUGACAUACAAGGCACCAGUGUCAAUGGGGGCUCAUUUUGUCCCUCCUGUGAGGGUUCCUCAUAAUGGACUUCAGAAUGGAGAUAUGGACCCUCUCAAGCACAGAGCAACAAGGUCUCAUCGACUGCCCACAGACAAAGUGGACGGAGAACAAGGAGACGCCGACAAUACUGGACAGCAGUAUACCCCCGAACUAGGUUGCCCACUUCCUAAUGGAAAGAUGCAUCUCCCCAGCUCGGUAAAGCGGAAGCUGGGGGAGGAAAAAGGCUACGUGUUUGACAAGCGGCUCAGGUACAACGUGCGACAGAAUGAGAACAACUGUCGAUUCCGAGACAUCGUGGUGAGGAAGGAGGAGGGAUUCACGCACGUCCUGUUGUCCAGCCAGACGACGGACAACAACGCUCUGACACCAGAGAUCAUGAAGGAAGUGUGUCGAGCUCUGGCUAACGCAGCUGCAGAUGACAGUAAACUGUUACUGCUCAGUUCCGUCAGACCCUUUUUCUGCAGUGGCCUGGAGCCGUCCUACCUGAUUGGACGUCUGUCCACUGACCGCAGGAAAGAGAGCAGCCGCAUCGCAGACGCCGUGCGGGAUUUUGUGUUGGCAUUUAUCCACUUCAAGAAACCCAUUGUCGUGGCGAUAAAUGGGCCGGCUCUUGGCCUGGGGGCUUCGAUCCUGCCACUGUGUGACGUGGUGUGGGCCAGUGAAAGAGCCUGGUUCCAACUUCCGUGCGCAGCCAUCCAUCUGACCCCGUCUGGUUGCUCCUCCUACACCUUUCCACAGAUCCUGGGUGUAGCCAUGGCCAAUGAAAUGCUAUUUUGUGGAACAAAGAUCGCGGCUCAAGAAGCCUGCAUUCGAGGCCUGGUGUCCCAAGUUUUCUGGCCAAACACGUUCAACCAAGAAGUGAUGCUGCGUGUGAAGGAGAUGGCGUCCUGCAGUGCAGUGGUUUUGGAGGAGUCCAAAUGUCUGGUGAGGAGUAUCGUCAUGUCUCUCCUGGAGGAGGUGAACGAGAAGGAGUGUCAGAUGCUAAAGCAGCUGCUUUCUUCAACCAAAGGCCUGGAGGCGCUCUUCAGUUACCUUCACGGCAAAGCAUAGAUAAGUACAUGUCCAGAGCCAGGAAAGCAGAGGUGGUUCAAGUCGGGGACACUCAGAGGUGGGAAGUUGUGAUCCGCAAUCUUUCUUCAGUUCCGUCCGUCCUCACAGAGGACACACAGGAGGUCUGUUUGUUUAAGACCUCACUUCAUGACCAUCUUUAUUGUGUGCUCCUCAUCUGGAACACGUAGAUGUCCGUUUUCUUUAUUGUCAAAGGGCGAAGAGACGAAUUAGCAUUGCUUAGAAGCUUAGACGUUUUCAUAAAAUCAAUGUCUUUCGGUUAGGACAUUUUAAUGUGAUGUUCAA